AUGUCUCAAUUUUCCCAUUUCCCCAAAGAUGGCGACGUCAAAAACGGCGAGACCAGCGAUUUGGAGCGCACUGCCACUUCGGGAACUGAGCGUCAUGGCAGUACGGUCAUCAUUUCCCCAGCAGAUACGGCGGGAUAUCACCGGUCCUUGACGAGACGCCAGAUCAUGAUGAUGACCUUUGGUGCUGGCAUUGGAACUGGUCUUUGGGUGGGUACUGGACAGGCUCUUUACUAUGCUGGGCCGGCGGGAAUUGCGAUUACCUAUACCAUUACUGCAAUGAUCGUCUUUGCCCAAUACUCCUCUGUUGGAGAGAUGACCACGUAUAAGCCUAUCCACGGCGGCUUUAUCCGACAGUGCGCAGAAUAUGUGGAUCCAGCAUUCGGCUUCGCAAUUGGUGUGAACUUCUGGUUCGCUUGGGUGAUGAUCAUCCCAGCAGAGAUCACAGCCGCGAUAUCCGUGCUGAAAUACUGGCCUGAAACCGAGGUUGUACCACUGGCUGCGUAUAUCACGAUAUUCUUGGUGGUGAUAGCCGCUGCGAACAUGUUCCACGUCCGAGUAUACGGUUACAUUGAAUACUACAUGUCAUUCGUCAAGUGCAUCGCCGUGGUUUUGAUGAUAUUCUUCAUGUUCAUUAUGACUUCAGGUGGUAUUGCUGCAACGAAUGGACCGAUUGAGUUCCGAUUCUGGAAGAGCCCCGGGGCUUUCAACAAUGGAAUCAAGGGGAUAUCCAAGGCAUUUGUACAGGCCGCUUUCAGUUUCGGUGGAGGCGAGCAUAUUGCAGUCAUAGCCGGCGAAGCGAGAAACCCACGACAAACCAUCAAGAAGACCGUGCGACCAAUCUUCUGGCGAAUGUUCACCUUCUUCGUUGUGAAUAUUUGGCUGGUGGGUAUGUGUAUUCCAUCCAACGACCCAGACCUAUCCAAUAGCGGCACAUUGGGAAGCCCCUUCGUCAUUGCUAUUAAAAGGGCUGAUGUAUACGGACUUGCACACGCUAUCAAUGGAUUUAUCUUCCUCAGUGUGAUCAGCUGCGGAAUUACAAGCGCUUAUAUUGCCAGUCGAAGCCUGACAGCCCUCGCUGAUCUCAGUAUUAUUCAUCCAUUCUUUGGUAGAAAGGAUAAACAGGGCCGGCCUUAUGUCUCACUCAUAAUUAGUUUGGGUAUUGGUGGUGGAUUGUGCUAUCUCAACACCGACAGUGUUGGAACUUUAGUCUAUGGCUGGUUUUCUUCUCUGGUCGCCAUUGCCACACUUUUCCAAUGGGCUUCGAUCUAUAUCGCCCAUCUCCGAUUCCGACAAGGCCUCAAAGCUCAAGGGAAAGACCUAGCAAGCCUCCCAUUCAAGGGAUUCCUUACUCCGUGGGCCCAGUACUUCAGUCUCCUCAUUGUCCUGUUCGUCUUUGGUUGUGAAUUUUAUCUCGCGUGCUGGCCAUUUGGAGAGAAGGGCUCAGUCAAGAGUUUCUUCUCAACUUAUCUUGCUGCUCCGCUAUUCUUCUUCGAUUAUUUCGUUUACAAGUUUUAUUACAAGACAAAGAUUGUCAAACUGAAGGAGAUGGAUUUCAGUGCUGCACGAGAAUUUGAUGAUCAGGAUGUGAUUAACAACAUUGCCUCUGAGGAUGCAGAUAGAGACCCAGAGAAGAUCAGGCAGACAACAUGGAUUAAACGUGCUCGUUAUAUGGUAUUUGGUUGA
This is a messenger RNA of Penicillium nucicola, 1683 nucleotides long. RefSeq lists its product as uncharacterized. Gene Ontology annotation, cellular component: membrane. The transcript is spliced from 7 exons. Gene Ontology annotation, molecular function: amino acid transmembrane transporter activity. The coding region runs from base 1 to 1683 and encodes 560 amino acids. The record is from RefSeq and is a predicted model, not a curated record. Gene Ontology annotation, biological process: amino acid transmembrane transport. NCBI's taxonomy places the organism in Eukaryota, Fungi, Ascomycota, Eurotiomycetes, Eurotiales, Aspergillaceae.